GGCAUUAUAGCGGAUAAAAUAUACAUAUUUGCUACGAUCUAUGUCACCAAUAGACACCAAGCCACAUUCCUGAAAGGAACACUGACCAAAUUGCGAGACUUCACGGAAGGUACUUUGUUGGUAGGGGGGGACUUUAACACCCCCCUGGAUCCGACACUGGACUCGUCCUCAGGCCAUAGCUGUAUACCCCAACGCAACAUCCGAUCCAUUCGGAACUCCUUGAAUAAUCUGGGCCUGGUCGACUGCUGUAGGGCCAUCAAUCCAUCCAGUAAAGAUUUCACACAUUAUUCUGCUCUCCACGACCGUUACGCACGAAUUGACUAUCUCUUUGUCAAACAAGAGGGACUCUCCCGCCUAAUCAAAGCAACCAUCGAACCGGCAACUUGUUCGGACCACAACCCGGUCCGGAUAGACUUA
Molecule: messenger RNA, 417 nt
Organism: Pelobates cultripes (western spadefoot toad)
Lineage: Eukaryota; Metazoa; Chordata; Amphibia; Anura; Pelobatidae
Source: the annotation of a GenBank genome assembly